AUGGCGGCGGCGGCUGGGGGAGCGGAGGGGCUGUUCGCGCUGGAGCUGUGGGUGGAGGCGGUGCGGGUGUGGGCGCCGGGACCCACGCUUUGCCCGGCCGUGGCGCUGCGCCUCUUGGACUUCCCCCCGCUCCUGCUGCGCCCCGCCGCCGCCGCGGCGCCCCUGGGCCCGGGGCAGCCCUUCCCCUUCGGCCGCGGCAAGCGCUGCCUCUUCCGCUGGCGCCGGGGCUCGCUCUGCGCCGCGCUCCGCUGUCGCCCGCUCCGCGCGCUGCUGCUGGCGCUGCCCGCCGGCCUCGCCCCGGGCCCUCCCCGCCUUCUCGGCAGCUGCGACGUCCCCCUGGCCCCCGCCGCCGCCGCGCUGCUGCAGCGGCCCGAGGCGCCUGACUCCUGCGGCCGCCGUGGCCUCUUCCCGCUGCAGGAUGCCGCGGGCCGCACUGUUGGGGAGCUGGACUUGGGCUACCGCCUCACCAUGCUGGAGGCCGGGGAGGAGCCGCCCCUGCCGAGCCCCGCAACCCCCGGCAAUGUCACGCAGCCUGCUGCCCCCCCUGAGCCGAGGGUCGAGGAGGAAGAAGAGGAGGAGGAUGAGGAGGUAGAGGGCAAUGUCUUUUGCCCACCUGUGCUCUAUUACAGCCGUGAGGCUGCUGAGCCUCAUCUGCCACCAGCACCAGCUGCUGGGCAGUGGUGCUAUGGCAAGGUUUGGAGACCGCAGGACAAAGACAAGGGCCAGAACCCCCCACGGUCCAGUGCUGGGCCCUCAUUGCUGCACCCCACGAGCUCUCAACAGCUCCCCAACCCCCUGGGACAGCUGCCACUUCUCAGCGCCUUGCUGGCAGAGCUGUUGGUGCUCACCCACGGCACUGCGUCUGAUGCUGCCCACCCACAUCUUGCAUUACUCAACCAGGCCCUGGGGAGUGCUGGCAUGGCCUCGUGGCCCCCCAGCCACAGUCAUUCAUCUGCCCUCAAGCCAGCAGAGGCACCUGUGGGGCCUGGAGGGAGCAGAGGAGCUGCCAGCCCUCGACUCCAGCAAGGCCAGCAAGAGGCUAUCUCACCAGGGUCUUCUCAGGCUGGGAAAGGACCUAAGAAAACUGUACUUAGGGGAGAGACAGGCUCUGAAAGGAACUGCAAAACUAAGGAAAACAGACCUCCCAGAAAAAAAUUGUUGUAUGGGCUGACAAACACACUGAGGCUACGGCUACAGCAGACCAACCCUGAUAAGCUGAUAAUUCAUGAAAGGAGAGAGCAGUACAGGAAAAAGCAAAUGGAGAUGCUGAAAGAGAAAAGCCCUUUAUCCAAAAGAAAGCUGCUCGGAAAUUCUGAGGAACAGCAUAUUGUUUCUUACAGACGUAGCAAGGGAAACAGCUCGAAGCAGAAUAGUUGUCUUGAUAAAGCUGUUCAGACUUCAUUAGAAAACAGUGCUCUCACAGAGUACAUUUCCUUGACAGGAUAUGUGUCCCCUGACCUGCAGAGACAGACUGCUGCAAGUCUACUGAACAAUGAUGAAAUUGAAAGCAAGGAACAUUCAUGCAAAAUAACUACAGUCCCCUUACUGGAGGAAAGUGUGUUGAAAUCUUCUCACAAGGGAAAGUAUACAAAAAGCCAACUUGCAGCAGCUUUCCCAUCAGAUGAGAAUGCAAAGGGAAGUAAUGAGGAAGCAAUACAGUUAAUCCAUCGUAAAAUCACAGAGCAUGAUGAUGCAUCUGUUGUAAGUGAUCAUAAACCAAGCCCCAGCAGGAGUGUUGAAAACAACUCUGAAUUCAUAUACUCAGAUGACUUCAUUGCUAGUCCCGAGGAUACAGUUUAUUCAGAAGAUUUCACCAGUGCUGAAUGCAUGGGCAGAAACUUGGAAGCUCUUGAUAGCAGUCCUGAACCUCUGUGGCUUGAAAGCCCAAAGCAACGUUGGUCAGAUGCAGAGCCAGAAUCCAGCAGGUCCAGAACUUCAAAGACAAGUCAAAGACCUGAAAGUACUUCAGGUCUUCUGCCAGUGCCCUCAGCUUCAUCUCCAGUCCAGUCUUUGAAGAGAAACCGUUUAAAAACCAGCAAGAGAGCUAGUGAUGAAUCUGUAGAUUCACUUAACCUUGCUGGAAUGGAGGCAUCAUUAGGUGAAGAGCAGGAAGCCCAACAGAGCAGCAAGGAAGAGAACGGGAAUGGUCAGCGUACUAAACAAGUAUCUACACUGAGGAGUGAACAAGUUAGCUCCCAUUCUGUUCUGAGUAUAGGAAAGGGGCAGAUUGCUGCAGGAAAAAGCCAGCCAAUAACUCUAGUUAGCUUUGAGUUGCCAUCUGACAUGUCUGAUCAUGAACCUAGUGUCCUGGCAAACAGCAUGUCAGACAAAGAGGAUGAUUUUCUGGGAGAACUGCAUGUCCUUAAUCAACACAAAGACAUCAGUGAACUUGUCUUAAGUAAGCUUCCAGGAUAUACAAUGUAAUUACAAGUUUUCACUAUCUGGAUUAAGAUAUUUAAACUUUAUAAAGCCUGCUACAUUUAGCUGCAAUGUGUACAAGUUAAGACUUUAUCCCGCACAUUUAAUACAUUGGUGGGUUUGCUUUAAGGUAUUUCUAAAAUAAACUAUUUCAAUCUAAUGAAUGGCUCUGAAGUGGUACCUACAGCAUGACUUCAGU
Colius striatus (speckled mousebird) is the source of this 2617-nucleotide messenger RNA. RefSeq names its product microtubule associated protein 10 (gene MAP10). The record is from RefSeq and is a predicted model, not a curated record. Gene Ontology annotation, cellular component: centrosome; cytoplasmic microtubule; mitotic spindle pole. NCBI's taxonomy places the organism in Eukaryota, Metazoa, Chordata, Aves, Coliiformes, Coliidae. Gene Ontology annotation, biological process: positive regulation of cytokinesis; cytoplasmic microtubule organization; mitotic spindle midzone assembly. Gene Ontology annotation, molecular function: microtubule binding. Bases 1 to 2424 code for a protein of 807 amino acids. The transcript has a single exon.